This is a messenger RNA of Sphaeroforma arctica JP610, 2219 nucleotides long. RefSeq lists its product as hypothetical. Gene Ontology annotation, biological process: 'de novo' NAD+ biosynthetic process from L-tryptophan. Gene Ontology annotation, cellular component: cytoplasm. The record is from RefSeq and is a predicted model, not a curated record. Bases 215 to 1561 code for a protein of 448 amino acids. The transcript is spliced from 4 exons. Gene Ontology annotation, molecular function: indoleamine 2,3-dioxygenase activity; metal ion binding; heme binding. NCBI's taxonomy places the organism in Eukaryota, Ichthyosporea, Ichthyophonida.
GUCAUUUUAGCCUCGGUGAAUGUUUCUCUCUCCUCAUGAGAGAUGAGUACAUGAACUGAAUAGAAUGUGCGAGCUUUGUUUUGUACACACAAAAAGGCCUCUGAUAAGAACAUUGUAGUUCAUCAUCCUUUCUUUUGUUUGUCAACUACAGAAACCUUCUGUGUAUCUUUUGAUCAGUGCGCUAGAAACUGACGAGUACUCGUAAGGCUUCAAAAUGGUACAUAUUAAAUCUGUUCCAAUCCCAGAGGAUUAUGACAUCUCCAAGCGGAGAGGUUUCCUUCCCGACCAGGAUCCGCUGCAAAAUCUAUCGUCAUACUAUGCCUCAUGGGAUGCCGCUGUUAAGCAGCUUCCGUCCUAUCUUUUGGCAGGCUGCACUCGCAAGCAACUCGAUCGCAUUCCGCUGUUGAGUACCGAUCAACUGACAACCGAAGCUGAGUUUCAACGAGCCUACUCUGUGCUGUGUAUGCUAUCACAUGCGUACGUCUGGUGUGAUGGAGAAACAUCGCCGUGCAAAGUACUACCAGCUAACCUGGCCGUGCCAUGGGCGGCAGUCUCGGCACAUCUUGGCGGAAAGCCUAUACUCACCCACUCGGCUGUGGUGAUGUACAACUGGCACCUGAUCGAUUCUGAGGGCCCUGCGGAUCUGACUAAUCUGGCUGUGAAUCACACAUUCAACGGUUGUAAUGAUGAGGCGUGGUUCUACUUGGUCACUGUAGCCAUAGAGGCUCUGGGUGGUCCAACAGUGCAGGCGAUCGUUAACGGCAUGCACGCUGUCAACGAACUGGACGCGGAAAAGGUGGCUGCCCAUAUGCACGUGCUUGCGGACUCUAUAGAGAGCAUGACCAAUAUUAUCCUUCGCAUGUUUGAGAAGUGCGAUGCUACUGUGUAUUACAGAGACAUUCGGCCUUUCUUCGGUGGGUGGCGGGGUAAUCCAGUGCUACCCAAUGGCCUCGUAUAUGAAGGUGUGAGCGACAUUCCAUUUGAGUAUGCCGGUGGCAGUGCCGGUCAGUCUUCUCUGCUACAAGCCAUCGACAUAGCAUUGGGAAUACACCACAGCCCCACAAACGUGUGUCCCAUGCAGGAAGCAACUGUACUGGAUACACCCUCUGCCUCUGAGAGCGAGCCCGAUGCCGAUGCAGAAGACACCGAUACGGAUCUCGACGGCAAUAUGAAUGAGGAACAUCUGGCAAAGCUCAGACACACCCCUGCAGUGGACGCAGAGUGCUCCUAUAUGUCUACUGUGCGUGCGUACAUGCCUCGCAAGCAUCGCCAUUUUCUCAGCGCAUUGGGAAAGGCGCCCAGUCUGCAUGAUUUUGUAAAGUCGCCACACGGGUCAGACGAGGCUAGGGCUGCGUUUGAUCGCGCCGUUCUUGCUUUGUCGCAGUUUCGCACUAAACAUAUACAGUUGGUCUCCACUUACAUCGUCAUUCCGGCCAGCAAAAAGAGCUCUACUAUCGCAAGUUACCGCGGUACGGGAGGUUCGUCGAUCAUGCCUUUCUUGAAACAAGUGCGUACGGAGACACUCACCCAGCUGACUCAGUGCCCGCAUCCACGGCCAUAAGUGCUUCACAUCCGAAGGAAUGAUUGCACAAAUAUACAAACCAGCGAGGACAGAGAGAUCUUUUCGAUUUCAUGCUGAAUAUGUCCGGGAAAGCAGCGUGUCUUGCGCCGCUGGGACUUUGCGUCCUGCUGGUUUGCACCCAGUAGCACAAUGCUAGGGAGCUGCCUUCAGGCCGUGCGCAGAAGACAUCAUCUCCUUUUGAUAUCUAUAUAUAUAUCUGAGGUCUAUCAUCUGGUCUAUUGUACAACAUUAGACUUGUGAUAUAUCACUUGACCUGUUAUCCUUUGAUAUCCAUCGGUCGAGCAAGUUGAAUCGGAACUUUUGAGCAUACCACGGUUGACAAAACGUUGUUUAUAGCGUGUCCCCUGGUGCGAAAUGCUCGAGUACCGAUAUCUCCGUUGGUCUGACCAAGGAGAGUCUGUCUGUCACUACGAAUUGCUAUAGCUUUUCGUGUUAUAUUUCCUAUCGAUGUUGUCUCAUUCGAGACAAACAACUCUACGUUCGGUACUCGCUUUCAUCAUGUAUAUGAUUCAGCGUGUGUACUUGCUUGGGUACGGUAGUCUUCGCACUCGCGAAGCACCUUGCGACUUCCGUCGCAAUAUCGAUAACACAAGCAGACGACCGAUUGAUGAAUAAAAUGUCGAGGUUGUACUAUAUA